GACUCUUUAGUCGAUUUGAAAGGCGAGAAACAUAAUGAUUUUUGGUGACAUUCUUCAGUGUUGGAAGUGGUGGAUUCUAUAAAAAGGCUCUCUUGGGAGUGACUCUUGGCAAAGAAAUUGGGAUAUCCUUGUAUGUUCUAUGACGGGUUUUCACUCCCAAUGAUUGAUUGUUUGCUUAGAUAAAUUUGCUAUUUUAUUGUUAGGUGUUACUACUCGUACUUUAUUUUUGUUGGGGAAUUUAGUACUACUUAUACUUUGUUUCAUCUUAUUAUUCAAUAAAUUAAUUUUGUAGUUCAUAAAAAAAGUCCUAGACAAAUAUGAGUAAUUGAUUUAAAUCCACUAUAGCAAUCAAUAACAUAAACUAAUUGAUGAACGACUAAAAUCAAUAUAGAUGAGAGAAAUGACAAAAGAGGAUCUAGACGGUGUAAAAUGUCAACCAUUUUUCCAGAGCAAUUACUUACUGCAUGACACAAUAACAAUGAUAAAUCUAAAUUCCAAUUACAGCUUUAAAAUUCAAAAUAUUAGUUUACUACUAAAAAAUUAGUAUUGACUUGACUUGUCAGAAAUAGAAAAACCGCCUCAUUGUAUUUUCUCUCCAACCUCUUUUUUAACCUUUACAACCUUUCUUUCAUCAAGAUACUAUAAGUUGUUCUUUUCUCACAGCUGUAGUAACUCACAACAACCUCUGUUCCCUCCCUCCCUCCCUCCCUUUCUCUCCCUUCAUCUUCCUAAUCCCACAACACACACACUUUCUCUCUUUUCCUUUCUAUUCUUCAAUUCCAUGAAUAUUAUUAUAGCUACCGCUUAAGUCCCGAGUCACAUCACAGUAACACUAUGGCUUAUCACAACCAAGACCACCCACUCCAUCAUUUCACAGACCAACAACAACAACAACCAACCUCCGAUCCUCACAACUCUUUCCAAACAGCACCUAAUUGGCUCAACAACGCUCUUCUUCGAAACCUCGAAACCAACGUCAACGCUACAACAACAACCGCAACAAACAACAGUACCAAUUUCCUCAACCUUGACACAACCGGCGCUGCUGCUGCUGGCUCCCAAUCCUCCGGUCAAUGGUUAUCCCGUCCGAUCCUACACCGUAAUCAAAGCGAAGUCAUCGAUAACAUCGCUGGAGAUGGACUAAAGACAACGGAAAGCGGCGAAACAGCGGCGGAGGAAGGAGUUAUGAACUGGCAGAAAGCGAAAUACAAAGGUGAAAUAAUGGCUCAUCCGCUUUACGAACAACUUCUAUCAGCACACGUGGCGUGUUUGAGAAUCGCCACGCCUGUUGACCAGUUGCCGAGAAUCGACGCUCAGCUGGCAGAGUCACAGAGUGUUGUUGCCAAGUACUCUGCCUUUGGACAGGGCAUGCUUGAUGAUGAUAACAAACAACUCGACCAUUUCAUGUCGCACUAUGUUUUGUUGCUUUGUUCGUUCAAAGAACAGCUUCAACAACAUGUCCGGGUCCAUGCAAUGGAAGCAGUAAUGGCUUGUUGGGAGAUUGAACAGUCUUUACAAAGUCUAACAGGAGUUUCACCCGGGGAAGGUACAGGAGCAACAAUGUCCGAGGACGAAGAUGAGCAAGUGGACAGCGAUGUUAAUCUGUUUGAUGGUGGUAUGGAUGGUUCAGAUAACAGCAUGGGAGGAUUUGGUCCUCUUGUUCUAACAGAGAAUGAGAGGUCCCUCAUGGAACGUGUAAGACAUGAAUUAAAGCAUGAAUUGAAACAGGGUUAUAAAGAGAAAAUUGUGGACAUAAGAGAGGAAAUUUUACGCAAGAGACGAGCUGGGAAACUUCCUGGCGAUACAACUUCAGUCCUUAAAGAUUGGUGGCAAUCACAUUCAAAGUGGCCUUACCCUACAGAGGAGGAUAAGGCAAGGUUGGUGCAAGAAACAGGUUUGCAAUUGAAACAGAUAAAUAAUUGGUUUAUCAAUCAAAGGAAGAGAAACUGGCACAGCAAUCCUUCAACUUCUAAUGUCUUGAAGAGCAAGCGCAAGAGUAAUGCAGGUGAUUAAAGUGCUGGUAGUUAGUACAUGUAAAUGGUGGCAAACCUGAGAACCAAUCCCUCAUGAUGGCAGCAGAUCCAACAAAGUAAAUGAUAGGUGAAAAAAGAAUCACAUUUUGCUUCUGAUUAAAGAACAGAGUUGAAAACAGAGAUGAGGAAGCUUUGAAGGCCUGCCCGCAGCAGCAGCAGCACCUAGGAUGCAACAAAAAGUUUAAAUAUAUAUUUAUCUCUAGAAAUAAGAUGUUUCUUAAAGUACUGUAGUUCUUAAUUUUAUUUAUUAAUCUAUAUAACAAAUUGAAUUA
Molecule: messenger RNA, 2305 nt
Organism: Trifolium pratense (red clover)
Lineage: Eukaryota; Viridiplantae; Streptophyta; Magnoliopsida; Fabales; Fabaceae
Product: homeobox protein knotted-1-like 3
Exons: 6
Coding region: 835-2013 (392 amino acids)
Biological process (GO): regulation of DNA-templated transcription
Cellular component (GO): nucleus
Molecular function (GO): DNA binding
Source: RefSeq, a predicted model, not a curated record